This is a messenger RNA of Haemonchus placei, 939 nucleotides long. Lineage: Eukaryota; Metazoa; Nematoda; Chromadorea; Rhabditida; Trichostrongylidae. The record is from the annotation of a GenBank genome assembly.
AUGCUGCCGACACCCGAACCCGGCCCAUCGAAUCCAUCCGCGUUCACUUUGCAACAACCUGGAAAUUCUCGCCCAAUCGACUUGAAUUUCGAAGGGAAGCAAUUGGAACGUGUGCCUCGUCGUCACCCAACCACUGGCGAAGAGUAUGAUCCGCUCGAGGUUCGCCGUCUGAAUGUCAGCAAAAACAAUCUUCUACACAUUGAAUGUUUACCAGCAUUUGCAAAUCUAGUCAGCCUGGACGUCUCAAGCAAUGGCUUGUCAGUGUUGCCCGAAGAUGUCGGUUCGAUGGUUCAUUUACGGACCCUCGCAGCACGUAAUAAUCUUCUCGAGGAACUUCCGAAAUCUAUGGCUAAUCUGGAGCAUAUGGAAGCUCUAUACCUAUCUGGAAAUCGCUUCGAGACUGUACCACCACCUGUCUUCAGCAUGUAUCGCUUACGGGUGCUUCAUUUAGGUGGAAAUCGUAUCGAAACCGUACCGUAUGCUAUUGGAAGUAUGUCCAAACUGGAAAUUCUCUAUCUUGGUGGCAACCUUCUACAUGAAGUACCAGCCACCAUCGGGAGACUUCAGAAGUUGUCGUCCCUGUCGUUAUGCGACAAUCAGCUCGAAACGAUCCCAUCAACAUUUGGUGAACUCAGAAAUCUCGAAAGCCUAUCUUUACACAACAAUGUUCUGAAAACCUUGCCCACGGAGAUUGUGAAACUUCGAAAUCUUCAACAACUUAGUCUCCGAAGCAACCCACUAGUUCACCACUUUGUCCACAAUAUGCAGUUGGAACCACCGAAGCUGAAAGAACUAGCAGGACGUCUUGUACGACUGAAGAUGUCCAAGUUACCCUUGAAGGAAGUGUUGCCAAGGGAACUCAUCGCAUACCUCAAUUCGGCGAAUCAAUGUGUAAACCCCAAUUGUAAAGGGGUCUAUUUCGAAGCAUGCGUUGAACAC